Daucus carota subsp. sativus is the source of this 2176-nucleotide messenger RNA. RefSeq lists its product as uncharacterized. The coding region runs from base 145 to 1962 and encodes 605 amino acids. The record is from RefSeq and is a predicted model, not a curated record. NCBI's taxonomy places the organism in Eukaryota, Viridiplantae, Streptophyta, Magnoliopsida, Apiales, Apiaceae. The transcript is spliced from 9 exons.
GCAAAUUUGACAUUUGUCUUUAGCAACACAAUUCACCAUUCUGUCUCCUUCAACACAAUUCUUUACUUUUUCACUCGUUAAUCCCAAGAAACUUUUUCCCGUUUCACCCAAAACCCAUGUUUAAACAACCUUAAAAAACAAGACAUGGCCACAGCAGCCUUCAAAUCCAGUUCAAGGAGAUCAAAUUCUGACAAGGCCCCACCAAAGAGAAGAACACAAAGAUCCUUAAGUGUGAGUGCUGUUUCAAGAAGAAGUGAAUCUGACAUUGAUUCUGAUUUCUUGAUUACAAGAGACAAUCCACUUUUUUUAUCCACCAAAGAUUCACCACCUGCUCUGUACAGUACUAAUGAUGUUGAUGAUGUUAAAGUUGAGACCUUGGAAUGUGAAAUUGAAUCUGGGUUGAAAUCUGGGUUGAAAAGUGAUGAUGGGUCUGGUUUGAAAUCGAAUGUUGGCGAGAGGGGUCGUUCGAUUAGUCGAAAUGUCGAUAAUCGGAGAAAGAAUGGUGUUGGUAGGAGUUUGUCUAGAGGGCCUUCUGUUUAUGGGGGAGCUUCUGAGAGUGAAGUGGAGCAAGAAUCUGCUACAUCAACUAAUUACGGAAGCAUGAAUAAUUCAAGAUCAGUAUUAAGUAACGUGAGAAGAUCUACUUCAGUAAGAAGAGGGGCCUUUGAGUAUGAAGUGGAAAGGGUGUCACCUAGACUAUCGAACUAUCAAAAGACAAGGAAUUCGAACUCGAACAUUGCAUUUAGUGACAGACAAAAGAAUAUCAGGAAUCAAGGCAGUGCACCACAAAGGACAAGCUUGCAAUCAGUUUCCGGUCGCCAUUCAGUUACCACAACUUCAGAUGAUUCUGUGACAAGUUUGCGAAAUCCAAGUUGGGACGAUGCAUUCUCGACAGGUUCCAUGUCGGAAGCAGAAGAGAAAACUAUCAAAGCUGUUUGUGAACAGAUGAAAGGCAGUCACAUGGGAAGUGCCACUCCUACAAGUGAUAUUUAUGAAACUGUUCGAUCUGAAGUUCAACGUGCCAUCUCUAGUAUCCAAGAUGACCUCGAAAAUUCGUUAAGAAGAAGAAGCAAUGCUACUGGAAUUGCAACUGCAGAUGUUACAAGUAUUGCUCCUGACUCAGUCAAACCUGGUGCUGUAGAAUUGGUCUUGGACAUCAGAAGGGAAUAUGCCACAAAACUUGAGGAGUCUCAAGAACGGGCUAGAAAACUUCGAUCAGAUCUUGCAGUUGAGGAACAUCGUGGUCAAGAAUUAAGUAGAAUACUGAAGGAGACACUUCCAGAACCGAAAGUAUCUAGUCUUCAAAGAUCUUACACAGGAAGAAGACAGAGUAGCAGUGAACGGAAAAGGAUGUCAAAACGUUUGACAGAAGAAGCCAUGUCAUAUUUUGAUGAAUGUGUAUCCAUAUCAACAUUUGAUAGUUCUGAUUUCUCAGCAGCGGAAGAUGCACCAGUGAACUCCUUUCGAGAUGCAAGGCUGGUGGGUUCCAGUUCAUCGUUACCUGAAGUAACUCCGUACAUUUCGGCAACUAAUGGCCCAAUCAAUUGUCUCAAUCAUAAAAAGGAAAUAGUUGGUGAUAGUCAGUUGUUGCAUAGUCCCAUGGAUUCUGUUUUGCCUGCUAAUGUCAGUCCUUUAGUAUCUGCAAUAGAUGGAGGAGAUAAGAAUGCAGAUUCUGGCAGAAAAACUCAGUUUUCGUUAGCUCGAGAACCAACAUUAACCACUGGUCUUCAACAAGAGAUCAAAAGUUACAUAAAAAGUUCUGUAGACCUCGACAAAGAUGAGACCAACUCAAAGAUUGCAAAAUCUGAUUGCUUCAGCAUAGAGGAUUAUGAUCUACAAGAGCAUGCAGAAGGCUUGUUGUUUGACCGAGUAUCAUAUAAGAACAGAAUAGAAUCGGGUAGUUUGCAUCUCUGUACUGCUGGUAUCGGUUUCUCAUUUUCACCAUUUGCUUCUGUUUUAUGAAAUUUCUUUGAAGUUUAUUUAUGUUGAUAAAAUGAAAUUUUGGAAAUGUAUGUACAAAGCCGGUAUACCUGACCGAAAUCAGUCAGUGGUGAUGAUAAAACAAGCUAAGGAAUAUGUGAAGAGAUAUCAUACGAGGGGUUUAUUAUUAGUACAUUUGACAUAUGCCAUAACACUAUAUAUUGUUAAUGUUCUUUUAUGGGUUUUUUUUGUUCUA